UCCACUGCACAGAUGAUGUAUCGAGUCUGCCUUUUUUAAUGGGAAUAUGGGGCGAGAGUUCGGGCCUUUUACAAUAAAUAAUGCAGAAGCGCUUCGUGGAAAGUGCGCAAUUGUACGUAAUGCUGUUCCAAGAUACGUCCGCCUACUAAUAUGGGUCGUGCACAAUUAUCAUAUUUUAUUUUCUUUGCUCGUAUCAUACCCUCUAUUUUUGCAGAGGACGCUUCAAAAGGUGCUAGAGCAUUAGACAAGAAAUGCCUGGUGGAAGCAACGGUAGAAAACUGCGAUACCAUUCUACUAAGCUUCAGCUAUAGCAAUGAAACAAACGCAUGCGAGAAGGGCUUCGUCUGCGCGGACUGUCCUAACAGGUUUGAGACUGAACUUGAAUGCGCGACUGCCUGCCCUCAAAAGCCUGGAAAAAAAGGGAAAGGAAGGAAAAGGGGCAACUGCAGAUAUUGGCUGUUGUAUGGUGGACGCUGUCAACAUAGCUGGAUGGAAUUCAAGAAAAACAAACAGGGAAUAAAGCGCCGACUGCUAUUCUACACGGGCUGUAGGCGGGAUUGGGGAAUUUUAUAUGUAUACGACUUCCUUCGAAAAAAAUGUCAUGCUGUGAAGCGUCGCCCGACUGGAGAAGAAGAUGUUUUCAACGAAGGCAACGAAAGGCCUGAAGGACAAAAGAAGGAAGAGCCCGAAGUACCUGCCAAAGGACAAACACCCAUUCCGACAGUUCAGGAUCAUCAGACAACGCUCCCACAGCAAGCUCUACUUAUGUAGAGUGAUAUCUAAACUAAGUAGAAGAGGUGACAUGGAGAAUAAGCAGCCCAUAUUGUAUUGCUGUGCCAUUCCUGUAUUGAGCCUUAUGUUAUAUAGCUUACGCCUAUUUCGAUAACAUCAGGCAUCGCUAUGUUCGGAAUGAUUUUAUUUUUAGUGAAAAGUUUUACCCUGAUAAUACCAUGCUGUCUAGCAAUAUUAUCAAUUUUUUUCACUUCUUUAUACUAUAUUGAUAGGCAGCAACCGUUCUCUUAAACUACACAGCAAUUAUUCUCCUGUAGAAGAUAUCUCAAUGCGCCUCUACUACAUACAUAGACGAAAAUGAGGGAGUGGCUGAAACAAGAGUCAUUAAAUACACCAAAAGAUUGGAAUAUAUUAUACGUAGACAAACAGCACUAUUACACUACUGCAAAUAA
Messenger RNA from Rhipicephalus sanguineus (brown dog tick), 1184 nucleotides. RefSeq lists its product as uncharacterized. Lineage: Eukaryota; Metazoa; Arthropoda; Arachnida; Ixodida; Ixodidae. Bases 151 to 771 code for a protein of 206 amino acids. The record is from RefSeq and is a predicted model, not a curated record. Gene Ontology annotation, molecular function: serine-type endopeptidase inhibitor activity. The transcript is spliced from 4 exons.